Molecule: messenger RNA, 2462 nt
Organism: Elgaria multicarinata webbii
Lineage: Eukaryota; Metazoa; Chordata; Lepidosauria; Squamata; Anguidae
Gene: GPATCH11
Product: G-patch domain containing 11
Exons: 10
Coding region: 104-961 (285 amino acids)
Cellular component (GO): kinetochore
Molecular function (GO): nucleic acid binding
Source: RefSeq, a predicted model, not a curated record
GCUGAGGGAAAAUAAGAAACAAGCCCGUUUUGGGAGAAGGACGAACCAGCGGCGGCGGCUGGAUUCUGGCAAGAAGGCUGCAGGUGGACUAUUGAUACGAAGCAUGGAUGACACAGAAGAGGACUACAUGUCUGAUUCCUUCAUUAAUGUUAACCAGGACACCAGGCCAGGCAUGCCAAUGUUGAGGCGGGUGAAGGAAACAUUUAAAAAAGAAGAAAAACAAAAAGAAGCCAACGAGAGAAGUCGGCAAAAGAGUAUAAAAGAGCAGGAGAAAGAGCAGCGUGAGACAGUCUUAAACAUUGCUUUGGGAAAUGAAAACAAAGGCUUUGCUAUGCUUCAAAAGAUGGGAUACAAAAGUGGCCAGCCUCUUGGCAAGAGUGGGAAGGGGAUCGUCGAGCCCAUUCCUCUGAACAUUACCACAGGUAGAAGUGGGCUUGGCCAUGAAGAAGUCAAAAAACGGAAAGCUGAAGAAAACCUGGAAUUCUACAGGAAAAAAAUGCAUAUGAAAAAGCAGGCCGAGAAGCAGACAGCUGACCUCUUCAAAUUGAGAUUGAAGACCAAACAAGAGCAACUACAAGUAAAACGGGAUCUUGAGAAAAGUCAGAAAGCCUGUCAACAGUUAGAUAUGCAGAAAGGCCUCCAACACCCCAAAGAAAUUUGGUACUGGUUAAGACCAGAGAGUGAAAAAGAAGAAGAUGCGGAGGAAGAGGAGGAGGAGAAGGAGGAAGAGGAAGAUGAACACAGACAUAACAUCAUCCCAUUGGCUACAUGUGAUCUGGAUCUUAUUUCCAGAAGUCAUUUCCAAAAGAUGGCUACAGAAAAGGAAUCAGAAGAGUUACAAAUUUUGACUGCAUAUUUAAGAGAAGAACAUCUCUAUUGCAUUUGGUGUGGAACAACCUAUGAAGAUCAAGAGGAUAUAUCUUCAAACUGCCCUGGAGACACUUUUGCAGAUCAUGAAUAAUUUUCUUUAAGUAGCAAAAUGGUAUCGUAAAUCCGACCUAGAAUAAAGAUAUGGACUGAUUUAGAGGACUGCAUAUUUUUUUAGGGUUAUGUAUUUUGUGGGACGUUUUGUAUAUUAAAAUGGAAAGGCCUACUGAACUCCUGCUCAUUUGGAAGAAUGGAUAUAAACUGGCUCAGCUGUACACACUAAGAAUUCUUUGUCUAGGAGCUGUUGUAAUCAGUCGGCCGUUACCUGUGCAUGUUAUGCAUUCUCCUUUUUCAAACACUCCUUUUUCAACAAAAACAGACAGGAUUGGAAAGUGGGACAAUAGAUCUGAACCUGUAUUUUCAGAGGACAAGUAUGUAUGUAUCGGUUGUAUCCAAUGUUAGUCCUACUUAAUGUAGACCCAUUGAAAUGCAUGGGACAUAAGUUAGUCAUGACUAAUUUGUCCUAUUCAUUUCAAUGCAUCGACUCUAAGUAGGUCUAACAUUGGAUACAACCCGUAUAUUAUAAUUUUUUGAAAGAUAAACACAGAGGGCAGUAUGCAACACUGCCUGUGUGCUAGUGGGACUGACUACUAGAACAAUGGCAAGCUAGCAAUUCCUUAAACAAACGAAAGGGAGCGAACUGCUCAUUUCUGGAAUGAGCAGGUCAGUAGAGCGUGUAGAACAGACCUGUCCCAUUCUUCCAAGUAUUUUGGGGGUUGUUUUAUGAAACUCUAGCUUCCAGUAGCACUAGCGGUGAGUCCCACAGGCACAAUAGAAAUGGAGGUGCAGUAGCAAUAUAGGAUAUUGCCCAUAGAAAUGGGACAUUCAGGUUGACAUCAUUCCGAGUAAGUUCUUUUGAACUUGGUGGAAUGUUCUUCAGAGUAAGCAUGCUGAUUAAGCAUUUUCUGUUGUCCAAACUGACCAUUAUUGACAUAUAGGUGUUUUAUGCUGUUCGUCUAACAAUUCGUUAAUGGCUUAAAGCAGUUUUUUUAAUGUUUAAUCCUCUAGUUAUGUUUCGUAUCAAUAACCAUGUAGAUAUCAAAAUUACUCAUAUUUAUAAAAACAUUUUUUUUUUAAUUGGAAAUCCAGUCUGAAUUCCCUGUUCCGGGGCUGUUUGCUGUGAUGUUCAAACAUAGCACUCUGGAUUUUAGAGGGAGAAACAACCCAGAUUGUUUAGCUGAGUAAAAUCUAGCAAACUCUCAGGAGGUGACAUGCUUGCUCACUCAUAUGUGGUCACAACAUUAGGGUGAGAAGGAAAGAAAGAAAAUCUAAAAUGUAUAGUUAAACUUGAAAAACACCUUGAAAUCAGAAAACUAUUAUUGGAGACUGUGCUGUGUGAUGCAAUAGUAAAGUUAAGCAGGUGUUAAAACCCUCAUCCACAGAGACGCAAGAGUGCUUUAAAGUAUUCAAGUCUGGCUAGAACAUGUGAGGUCAUCUGGAAUGAUAAAUAAGUUUGGGAUGUACUAAUGAAAGCAGAAGCAGAGUACCCAGGACUAAUGUAUAUAUAAAGUUAAUAAACCCUGGAUGUCUCUUCA